Pocillopora meandrina is the source of this 306-nucleotide messenger RNA. Lineage: Eukaryota; Metazoa; Cnidaria; Anthozoa; Scleractinia; Pocilloporidae. The record is from the annotation of a GenBank genome assembly.
AUGUGUACCAUAGUUGUUAAAGCUUUCAAAGACAUUCCAGCUGUACCUGUAAUGCACACCCUUUGUACACAUGACCAAAAUGGUAUAGAUAUUGUAUUUUGCAUACAACUAAUUACUGCUGCAUCAUCCAUGCACAACAUCAGUGAGAGUUAUGCUUCUGUGAUGCCCAACUGGCUCACAAAGGCAUUUUUUAAUCCUGAAUUUGAGAGACAUAGAAUCAACAUUCAUCAAUACUGUGACAGUGACAAUGUGCAAACAAUGCACAAAAUAGACGAUUUGCACCUAUUAAAUUUUGUAGAACUGUGA